Messenger RNA from Nymphalis io (European peacock), 892 nucleotides. RefSeq names its product ADP-ribosylation factor-like protein 6-interacting protein 4. The record is from RefSeq and is a predicted model, not a curated record. Bases 22 to 519 code for a protein of 165 amino acids. NCBI's taxonomy places the organism in Eukaryota, Metazoa, Arthropoda, Insecta, Lepidoptera, Nymphalidae. The transcript has 4 exons.
AAAAUAUAAUAACACCACAUUAUGGGAAAAGAAAAAUCAAAAAAACGACGGCGUUCGUCGUCUUCAAGUUCAACCAGUUCUAAUUCAAGUCGCGAAAAGAAAAAACUACGCAAAUUAAAAAAGAAAUUAAAGAAAGAGCAAAAGAAAACGGAAAAAAUUCUUAAAAAGAAACUUAGAGACGAAAAAAAGAAACUUAAUAAAAAGAAGCAGGAAGAUAGAGGUCAAAGCAUCGAUAGUAAACACAAAAUAGAAGAAUCAUCAGCUGAUAUUCCUUUGGAACUAAUGGAAAGGUCUAAAGCUAUGGCUCCUAUGACUAAAGAAGAGUGGGAAAAACGACAGAGCAUAGUCAGAAGGGUGCAAGAUGAAGAAACCGGCAGAUACAGGUUAAUAAAAGGUGAUGGUGAAGUGUUAGAAGAAAUUGUGUCAAGGGACAGGCAUAAGCAGAUCAACAGGCAAGCUACAAUGGCUGAUGGAGAUUUCUUUCAGUCUCAAACUGUGGAAAAACAAAGGAUCAAAUAAUCCUAGCUCAUCUAAGUAAUAUAUUAUGGAAUCUUAAAACUAUAUUGAUUCAUAUUUUUAUAAGAUUCCUUUAGCUAAUUUAAACAGCUUUCAUUUGUUAUGAGGUAAGUACAAAGGUAUAUUAGCUUCAAAAUGUAUAUAACAGUGGAUAUUUCCAUAUUGUCUAAUGAUUGUCUUCUGCAGAUAUAAUAAAUAUUUUAAUUUGGAAUUUGUAGGUAGAUGUCUUUUCAGCUCACAUUUCAUUGUUCGAUUGCACAAGUUAUGGAUUUUUUUUUCUAAAUAGAAUAUUGUAAUUUAAAAAUUUUUGUGUUACAAGGGGUGUAAAUGUACAGGUGUUCUAUCUUAGAUUCAUUGAAUAAAAUAUAUAAACAUU